Molecule: messenger RNA, 8963 nt
Organism: Coregonus sp. 'balchen'
Lineage: Eukaryota; Metazoa; Chordata; Actinopteri; Salmoniformes; Salmonidae
Source: the annotation of a GenBank genome assembly
UGCCGUUUUGUCCCUGGCAAGGGGCGAUCAAAUCCACUGCAGACAGGCGUGUCGGGGGUGAUUCCAGUGACGGCUCUCGACUCUCUGCGGAGCCCCGUUUCAACAGCCCCCACCCAUUUGUAUCGGGUGAUUUGGAUGGGGGGCAAGCAGAGUACGGCAGGGCGGCCCCGGGGUGCUUUUCACGGUGUCUCGGCGGAUGACAGCGCAGUGCCACCCUCGGCCCACUUUGGGCACUACCGACCAAGUGGCACAAUGGGGUUACGCAGCCGCUCAGUGAGUUCUGUGGCUGGGAUGGGCAUAGAACAUAGUCCUACGGUGCCCUUUGGGUUUUAUACCCCCAGAGGAACAGACUCGGAUAGAGCUGGAGGGGGGUCUGGCACUAACGCCGCCCAUGGUAACGGCUACCAGGAAACGGGCGGCGGCCAUCACACGGACGGUAUGCUCUAUCUGGGCUCCCGAGGGUCGUUGGCAGACACCUUGCCCCUGCACAUUGCACCCCGGUGGUUUAGCGCCCACAGUGGUAAGUAUCAACACAGUCACCCAUGGCUGGCUGCACACAUCCAUGUUAUCAGGGAUUACAGAGGGAUGCAAUGAUAUUAGGCCUAGAUGUCAUCAGCAAACUUCCCUGUCAUCCAUGGAACUUAAUUCAUGAAUUAGUGUGUGUGCUUGUGUGUUUGUGUGUGUGUGUGCAUGUGCUUGUGUGCAUGUGCAUACAUCAGGGCAGUUAAUCAGGGGUUUGUUGCGUGUCUGACCUUAUGCAUCUCAGGUUGUCUCCAAUACCUUGUUGUGAGAAAUGACACUAAUAAGCCAUGUUGCCAAAUCUGGCUCAGUCAAGCUUAUGAUUAGAGAGGAGAAGUGUGUGUGUGGGGGGGGGGGCACAGUUAUCAUCUGCUUACCUCAGACCACAAUAUGUCUCACUGACUGGGCUUGUCAGGGCCUGAGCUGCAGAAUACUGACGACACUGGCUCAGGUCCCCAGGCACUCAUUACCAAAGCCCAAACCUUAAACCCACAGGAGGGAAAGUCAGGCGUCAACAUCCAGACUGUUUGCCUUUUAUCGCUAGGCGACCCUGCUGUUCCUUUUUAUGACUGAGAAGCUCCCUGUGAGCAGGGCAUAAAGGAUAAGGCUAUGGUCCUGCUUCAGGUACAUAAUUCAGCCCUGUUUUCAAGACAUGGAGUCUCUCUUUGCUUUUUUCUGCCCUCUCUGUAAAAUGGCUGUUAAUAAGGCUGAUCACAGGUGCCUCUGUCAAGUGCCCUUGGGAAGUGGUGAGGGAGUGGGGGUGGUGGGGGGUGAAUGUAUUCAGGUUUCAGAUUCAUCGACUAUCGAUGAGGAUUGAAAAGUGAAGUCCUUCCUACAGUAUGUAGGCUUAUGCCUAUACUGCCUUACACUGGUCCAUUCUAGACAAACAGUAUUAAAGAUUUCCAAUAACGCCCUUCUGAGCUCCAUGUCAUUUCUCUGAUGAAGCAAGUUUUCAGACAGAGACACCACAUCUUAAAUUCUAUCAAUUUCAAACUCUCCAGUCUGGUAUGGUCACACUCCUAUCAUAGUAUGGAUUUGACUGUGGAAUUGCAGAAUUGAUUGAUAGAACCAUUAAAAAUAUAUAUUUUUGGAGCCUCUCUUAUCACAGUGGAGCAUUGGUCAGACAUCUUGUUGCCUUCAAUUGAUUUGUCAAACUAGAAACAGUACUGACAGUCUGCAAAGCAUGAAAGACGCUGGUGAGGUACCACCAUGGUAGGUAGACAGUAGACAGUUCUGCUGCAUAAUAAACAAUGUAAUUCAUACUUUAAAACCCAUAGUCUGACAGAAGGUCACAUCAAAAAUCCCCUUUGACAAUGGGGUAUACUGUACUUCUUAGGCUUUAAGCAUUACAAAUAUUACAGAGCCUUCUGAUCUUUACCAACUGGGCUGUUUGGGCCUGCCCUUUUCCCUGCAGCCUCAUUGAUACUGCAUUAAUACUCUUAUUAAUAGUGUAUGACAGCCUGAUUAGUCUGAUUCCUGACAGGAAACCUCCUUCUGAUAGCCAACUGUUUGAUCCAGCUGCAAACAGUAAACAACACUGAGGAAAGCCUCCCUCUACUGAUGCAGUUCCUGAACAGAGUCCUGUCUACAUUGUCACUUAGUAAAUUGCUCACCUACUGUUGUUGUUAUGCACUCUCAGAUUAGAGACCCUUUAGCAAUGGUCUGUGUAAUCUCUCCUCCUGUGAUAGACCCACGGUGCUCACUCACCCAUCACAGAGCUAAGUAAUCACUCACCGAUUUGAGCAGAGCAGAGGCACUGACUGAACUCUUUGAGCAGAAGCCAAUGUAAUUGUUCUAAGAUUAGAGCCAUAAGCAAUCAUUCACUUGUGUACACCGCCAUUUAAAUUUAAAUGUAAAUAAUGAGGAUGAUAACACACAUGAACACAUACACACCUAUACUACUGUAGACGCACAAUGUUGUGGCUGGGUUUUAGUGGCAAGUCUUUUAGGAAUGAUGGGAUGUGCUGAACUGAACAUCUGAACAUCUGUGCUGAACUGUCUGGCAGCGGAAUUCAACAAUAUAGGUCAUUCUCAAUUUAUUUAUGUUUUCCCUUCCCCUCACACACUCUCUUUCUCUAUCUCUCUCUCUCUUUUCUCCCAUUAGCUCAGCACAGUGUACACAGACGCCGAAAGACACACACACACACACACACACACACACACACACACACACACACACACACUCUACACUGGAUGGCUAAGGGAGGGGUUUCUGUUGCUGCAUCUGUGACAACCACGUUUCUUGUCACUGCUAUUUUCAAGAUGUACACUUGUUUGCUCCUUACCACCCCCACAAUAUCCUCACACACUCAUUUCAUCCAGACGCAGAGGACGAGGGAGGGAGAGAGGGAAGAAGGGAGGGAGGGAGAGAUGGAGGAAAGGAGGGAGAGAGGGAAGAAACAGAGAGAGGGAGAGAGAGGCUUGACAUGUUCCUCUGACAAACUUCCUGUCACAAGUGUUUCACAGCCAGUCUGUUGUUGAGUGACAGCCGGCAGACCUUUCUAAUAAAAGGACGCCACAAGUGCAAACUUCUGGCCAAUUAGAAGGACAGUGGGCCGGGGGCUAAGGCAAAGGCAGUGGCAACCGUUGCCAUGGUGCAGGGACUAAAUCAUGUCAUCAUACAGCAGAGACUUUCUAUAGAUAAACCUUUGACUUCAGUAGCAGGGGGCAUUAGCCCCUGUCAAUCAAAACGCAGAUGAUGCCACUGUAUAGCAAGCAUCACACUGAUCACAGAAUGCUUUCUAUGUCAUUAAGCAUCACAAACCUAAAUCACAUCGUUUCCCAGUGCUUCCCACCACAGCAAAGCAGCCCAUACUGUCUCAUUCACUGUGUAAUGAUACCCUAGUCUCUCCCACACAAUACACCCCACUGCCAUUACACACCUCCCUCCUACCCACACUCUACACCCCAUUUCACCUGUAUCUAAGGCCACAUUCCCUCCUGCAAUCAAAGAGUUUAGCGAGGAACACAACAAUAGGUCAGUAUGUCUCUCUCACGGCACUCUCCUCCCCCUUUCCCUCUCCAAGUCUUUACCUCUCUCAUUCAGCUGUUUCCAUGGAAACUGCUGUUCUUUCCGGUAAGGUAAAGAGUUGUCUGAGUUGCGAUUGAGUUGAAUGUGAUGUAAUCAAAUGGCUACUAUCCAUGUAUGGGCAUAAUGUCCUGUAUUCUGGACUAAACAGGUCUCUAGACAUGCUCAUACACUCCAGCGUUUAGUAUCAGUAUUAGAGGGACAACCAGCCCAGACACGUGGAAAGAAGAUACACACAGGCAUACACAAACAAACAAGGUCACUCAUUUAAUAAGCUUAUCCAUGUUGUCUAGUCUAAUGACCUGUGAUAGACAGUAAACAAGUGAUGUCCUUGACCUGACAGAAAGAGGGCAAGAAACAGCAAGGUGUUUAUUCUUCUGAGAGACAGAGGCUUUCUAGACAGCAGGGUAUUACAGGGAGCUAGCUGUAACACUGCCUGCUUGCCAUUUGAUUGGAGCAGGAGCUAGAGGCAGCCACAGACUUCCGAUCUGUACCUUUAAUGGUGACUUAUCUCUGUCUGCAUCCCAAAUGGCACCCUGUUUCCCAUAUAGUGCACUACUUUUGACCUCGACCAAUAGGGCUCUGGUUGAAGUAGUGCACUAUAUAAGGAAUAGGGUGCCAUUUGGGAUGAAUGCUCUGUCUGUCUGCCUGCCUCUCUGCACUGUUCAUAACGCUACUCCUGAAUCUCUCAGUGCUGUGUCACUGAGUUUAUGUCUGGCCAUCUACCACCAUACCGCCUCUCCUCUCUUCCCUUCUUCAUCGCUCCCCUACAUGAUUCUCUGAGGAAGGACUGAUCCGGUGGAAUGUCAUUUAGAAUGUAGGGGAAAAUUCAGUCAGGACUAGCUGAUGAUAUUUGAGUUUUGUGCAUUAUAAUGUGUUUAUAAAUGUGACUUGUUUCAGGAAGCUAGGCGUAUGUCGCAUGUCACUACUUCACAGGAGAGGCAUUUGAACGUUAACAUUUAUUUGUUAUCAAAAUGCGUUUUUUGGGAGAAAUGCCUUCUGGGCCUUAAUAACAAACUUGUAUGCGAUCUGUAAAUACGAAUAAAAUGGUUAAAUUACGAGCCUAGUUGGUUUAGCCACGGAAAAAGACAACCAUGAUUGGCUGAGAUAAUGGAUGGGCUGGACAUGCUGAGAGAUGAGUUCGGAUUGGCCUGCCAUGUAGCAUGCUUUGGUCUAUAACAUGAGCUGCUCAGUAUGUGUAGGUAAUCCUUUCAGCUACAGCAGUCUCUAAUUUUGUCAGAAAGUCAUUUUCAUUGCAAGUUAAAGCAUACUGUUAGCUAGCUAGCUAACGUUAGCUGGCUGGUAUGCUAGCUAACGUUACGUGUAUAAUCUGUUUCUCUUGCAAUUGUAUAGCCUAUAGAAAUGUUGCGCAAUAUGAGCUCACAGGCUCUCAUGAAGUGUUUGAUUAGAUUUUUUAUUAUGUUUGCAUUGAUGUCAGAGUGAUUAGAGGGACAAUAGAGUGCUGAGUACCAGGCAGUUAGCAAGUUUGGUAGGCUACUAAUGACCAUCAGCAGCAUCAGAGCUUGGAGAAGCAUAAUUAACGUGACUUAACGGUCACAUGGAAUUUGACUGCCAUCAUGACUCGUGACCGCCGGUGUGGCGGUAAUACGGUCACCAUAACAGCCAUAGUUGGGAUUAUUGCUGUGUUCAAAACAACUGGGAACUCUGAAUUUAGAAAUCUCCAACUUCUGACUUCAGUGCGUUAAAGAUAACUGGGAACUCAGAAAAAGCGAGCUCCGACUGAGAAAAAUAUGGGUAGGCAUCCAUGGAUUUUAAACCCACUGAAACGGACUCCUUUGAUCUAAUACAUGUUAUUUUAUGAUAUUCUAAUCUAUAUCAACCAUCAAAUAUUAUAUAUCAUUUAUGCAGAAUGCUUGAGGAUAUAACACGGAAUUGCUUUAACUAGAGAUGCAUGAUUCAUGAAGUGUACAGAUUGCUAUAAAGUGAAGACAAGCUCAAGAUAGAAGCAGAACAUUUGUCUAAAUGAAUUGCUACAAUUAAUGAAAAUAGUAUGUUGGCUUGGAAGCUGAGGAUGUGUCAUGAUGAAGGUAUUUGGGAACAUCUGGAAACUAAGGUCUGAAAGUGAAUACUUUAUUCAUUCGAAACCAGAAAACUAUCAAUGCAUUUCCUUCCUUGUUUUCCAGUUGAAGUUUCAGUCCGAAGUUCAUCUGGCUAACAUUUGUCCUUGAAUGAGAAGAGGGAUUCACAGUUUUGGCCUAUGGAGUAAAUUAGUUGAUUAGGCAGUAUUUUAAUUGUAAUUACGCAGUGGUGUUUGUGCCACAUGAGUGAAAGAUUAUGUCAGAUGCAGGACCUUGCCUUACUAGCCAUUGCCUUACUAUCGAUUGACUUAAAAAAUGUGACGUUUGGAGCAACUUCAAAAUUUGACAUUUGGAGAAAAGUGAGAAAACGUCUAAUACUGCAGUGAGACUGUGAUAACUUGUUGUAUUGAUUCAGUCGGAGUGUGGUUUACAAACCAAUGUAAACCACAUGUGGGGGGGGGGGUUAAUGUUCACAAUUUACCCUCAAAUCACAGUUAUUCACAUUUUAAGCGCUUCUGAAGAAGGGGGGGCAAAUAUCGAGGGGGUAAUGAUCAUAAGGAAAGAAGCUAUCAUAAUGCUGGUGGCCAGUCAUGGACAUUUUAUGAGCUUCCGAGACACAAGUAUUUUUGUAAUUCUUUAUCAUUGACCAUGGGGAAUGGGGCAGGACUGCAGAGGUAUCAUAAAAAAUGCAUGGAGUAAAGAUUGAGUCAGUCGGCUCGGGUUGAGAAAUGUGUCGGCUUUGUGGAGUGGCGCCAUGGGACACUUUAACAGAAGCACGGUGUGACGGCUCUAUUUCACUUCUGCAGAAACAGAGCAUGCCCACUCCAUAGUUACUAGGCCUAUACCAAUGGCUUGAUAUCUAUACAGUGUGACAUCUAUACUGUACAUUGUUCAGGGUUAGUAAACAGUGGCUUUACUAUUACUUAGUAAGAGUAUGAUGAAUCUGCUGUGGUGGUUAGUUUCAGGUUGGGACAUUGUAUUGUGUUGAUAUUUGUGCUCUCUCUGCCAGUAUGAAGUAUGUCUUGUUAGUGGUUUGAUAAAGGGCCAGCUCUGUGUUCAUGACACACACUGUGUUCACUGUAGGGAAUAUCUUUGUUUGCUUAUGUUUUCCUGCAGUCUUGUGAUUUACUUUAAUUGUCACUAUUUGACCUCACAAUUUCCUAGAAAACAAUCAAUCCCUCAUGAUUUACUGUAAACUUCAGUUCCCAGCACCACCCUGGAAGUCGUACUAAGUUGUUCCAAGCAAAGAGUGGUAUUUCUCAGUUACAGUAUGUUCACACACGGGCGCGCGCACACACACACACACACACACACACACACACACACACACACACACACACACACACACAUGAGAGAGACACCUAUAUUCAGUGAGAGAAAAUGGCCAAAAGUCUGUGACUGAGAUAGGAAAGGGUAAAUUAGCAUUAUUUCCAUUCCAUUAUAAGUGGGUAAAAGGUCCACAGUAUCGUCAUGUGAACUCUGUUUGAACACUUCUUUGAUAAUUGAAAUGGUCAUAGAGAUGCUGCCAUAUACUGUUUGCUUUGCCAUUUACAGAAAGGGCCUCUUUGGCCUCUUGCCUUCUGGGAGGUGAUCCAUGGGCUGUCUCUGUCCAUCACAUCCAACCAUCUCUCAUAGAAAGUCCUCACUCUACCUUUCUUCUGCACCUCUCUUUUUUCCCACAUUUCUUUCAUCCCUCUCUCUGUCUGUCCCUAAGUAAGGGCUGAAAAUAGCAGCCAGGGGAAAAGUGGGUCAGCUGUCAAGGGGGGGGCUUCGGUUUACUGACUAGGUUUACUUUUAUCUUUCUUACUUCCUCCCUCCCUCUAUCUAUCAAUCCCACCCUCAUCCCUUUGUCACACUUGCUGUAUCUUUCAAGCUCCCCCUUACUCUCAUUUAUAAAGCUGUCUCAUUCACUUCAGCUCUAGACCUUUACGGCGUUUCUUCAUCCAUCUCUCCAUCUCUUCUCCUCACUGUGCUGGUCUGGCUGAUUAUUGCAUUAUGCUCUCUAUAGUGAACCCCAGACAGACUCAGACCAACCAGACAAGCCUCAAAGUAAGAGUUUAGACUCUGAUCCCACUGAGGGAAUAAAUAAAUAUUGACUUAACAUUAACAUUAAAACACACAUUCUGGUGCGGGAGCGUGGAGCAGCGAUAGUGCUGCAGUCUCCCAAGUAUACAUGAACGAUAUGGGUAUAAAACCCACCCGACACGUUCAUGCGGUUUCUCCUCUACCUGUAUCCCAACAUCUACUUUCAAUAAUGUCUGAAUAAAGAGAAAAUACGUAACGAGGAAUGAAUAGCAACAACCUCUAUGACUGCAUAGUUAUCAUUGGACCAAAAACCAGCUGAUUUUAGUACAGCUGAGCUUUUUUUUGGCAAUGUACACACAGCACAGCGUGGUCCCUGGACUGAGUGGUUUAAUGACCAACGUGAUAAUGGCCUGCUGUUGUGCACUAUAAGACUGGUGAGUCCAGCCCUUUGCUGUGGAUCUGGGAUGGUAAUUGUGAAAUGUACAGGGUUUGGUGCAGCAGCCAGUGAAACACUACUGGGUUGCGUCCCAAAUGGCACCCUAUUCCAUGUGUAGUGCACUACUUUUGACAUGCACUAUACAGGCACUAGGGUGCCAUUUGGGACAGAGCCCUGGUGUCUGUGUUUAUGGUAGUUGUGUAAAUGUGAAGUGUUGGGUGCAGCCAUCUGAACACUACUGGUGUCUGUGUUAAAGCAGUAUUGAGGGUUCAUGAUGCAAAACUCAACUCAUGUGGCUGGAGAGAGAGCCACGCCAGGAAUUGAUGUAAUCUCCUUUUAUUUGCUUUGCUAAUACUGUAAUAUGCACAAAGCUGAAAACAAACAUCGUAAGAGAGAUAGCUAAAAUAGACAGGGACCAUGCACAACAAAAAUCUUACCAGAUUUAGCAACAUAGCUAAUUUCCAUCUGCAGUCUCUUUUCAUAUGCCAGUAAACAUUCAUCAUUUUUACAGAUUAUUACAUGUUUAUUACAUAGUGAAUAAGAGGCAGGUCUGUAUUACAUGCAAAGGGGACUGACUUGAAAAGACAGACAGACACACACAGAUAGAGAGACACAGACAGACAGAGUGAUUCAAUGUGAGUACAUGGUUGAUGCCACUGUUUGUGGCGCCCCUAUUCUAGUUGGGAACAGUGGUUUGUAAUAAUCUAGGAUCAUUUGGUUCACUUAUUCACUGUUGUGAGUUGGAUGGUUGCUGUGAGAGCCAGAGAGCCAGUGUAACAUGAAUACACUAAGGUCUAACCAAUCCUCCCUCUCUUUCUCCACAGGGUUCAAGUGUCCUGUCUGCUCCAAGUCUGUGGCAUCUAAUGAGAUGGAGGUGCACUUCAUCAUGUGUCUAAGCAAGCCCCGCCUGUCCUAC